UUGCCAUGCUCCUGUUUCCUGCUCCUGCUGCUAGCUAUCGGCUGCUAUAAAGUUGGUAGUUUAGACUAGGCGCACGUAGACGCUAGUCUAUACUCCAUGCGUUGCACGUUAUGUAUAUUGUAUUGUGAAUCUUCUCCGUAAUGUGUUUAUGUUUCAUCGAACACAAAUGAUAAAUCUCAUUUAGAUUAAAAAUAAUCAAAUUUAGGCCUUCUUUAUAUUUAUGUAAAUCAGAAUAACAAAUGUUUCAUUCAAAGAUAUCCACAUUUUUACGAAACAUAGCAAAUAACAGCUUAUAUCAAAAGGGACAUAAUAAUUUCUUACCAUGCUCGUUAUUUUCAACGGAACUUUCACAUGUCGAUUCUUCAAAUAUUGAUGAGUCUGUUCCUGAUAAAUUGUACAAAAAACUCGAAAUUGAAGUCAGAGGACAUGAUCCUGUGGUUUUAGAAAGUUAUGGAAAGUUUGCUGUUAUGGCAGCGACACAUUUAAAUAUUACUGUUGGUAGAAAUGUGAAGCCACUGAAAGCUAUCCAUAAAAGAUACACUCUACUAAAGUCCGUUCAUGUUUACAAAAAACAUCGUGUUCAAUAUGAAACGAGGACAUACUUUAGAUAUCUUGACUUUUUUCGUUUAACUGGUUCAACAGCGGACACUUUUCUAGAAUAUCUCCAAAGGAAUCUUCCAGAAGGAGUAGCAAUGAAAGCUACAACGGUUGAAUUGCAAACCUUACCUGAAUCAAUUAAACAAGCGUCAUGUACAGAAGAAUAAUAGAUGGGAACAUCAUUAUGUUUAUUGUAGUUUUAAUUGAAUAAACUGUGCAACUUUGUUGAGUA
This is a messenger RNA of Megalopta genalis, 829 nucleotides long. RefSeq names its product mitochondrial ribosomal protein S10 (gene mRpS10). The record is from RefSeq and is a predicted model, not a curated record. NCBI's taxonomy places the organism in Eukaryota, Metazoa, Arthropoda, Insecta, Hymenoptera, Halictidae. Gene Ontology annotation, cellular component: mitochondrial small ribosomal subunit; mitochondrion.